This is a messenger RNA of Didymodactylos carnosus, 366 nucleotides long. NCBI's taxonomy places the organism in Eukaryota, Metazoa, Rotifera, Eurotatoria, Philodinida, Philodinidae. The record is from the annotation of a GenBank genome assembly.
AUGGUUAUAAAUUUGAGUGUUACUUUAAAUGAUAUUAUUGAAGAAGAUGACAUAUUAUUAUCUCUUCUUAUCGUUGUUUUCUUAUUCUCUAAAGGUUUAUCAAUGAAUGAAAAUGAACUACCACUUAAAGAUUCAUUAACUGUAUAUCAAGCUCAAUCUUAUUAUACAAAAUUAUUAUGGAAUUAUAUGAUCAAAAAACAAGGUGAAACAAAAACAUACAAACAUUUUACCAAAUUACUAACAGCUAUCUUUAAAGCUCAGUCAACGGCUUUGAGAUUUCGAGAAUUUAUCAGUAGUCAAGCGACGACAUUAGAUGGUGUGGAGGAUAUUGCACCACUUAUGCAAACUGUUCUACAUAUUUCAUAA